Messenger RNA from Rotaria sp. Silwood1, 975 nucleotides. Lineage: Eukaryota; Metazoa; Rotifera; Eurotatoria; Philodinida; Philodinidae. The record is from the annotation of a GenBank genome assembly.
AUGAAAAAAAUUCAAUUAGCAGCUGAAAACGUUCGAACUGAUCUAAAACAAAUUCUUGAAAGUUUAAAUAAUCAAAUUUUAAAAACAUGUCGAAAUGUUGCAUCGAAACUUCUUUCUGCACGAGAAGCUGAAAAUUUUUCAGAAAUUGAUUUAAAACGAUGGACAGAACAAUUAAAUGAACUUAAAUCACAAAUAAAAUUAUUAUUCAUGAUUCAUAUUGUAGAAGAUAAUAAGUCUCCUGUUUAUCUCAUUGAGAUAAAACAAACUAACAAUGUAAAUGCAUACAUAAAAAACAAAGAAUUAUUAUCAUUUAAAAGAAUUGAAGAAAGAUUUAUUGAAGGAAAUGGUUUAGCUAUAAUCGAAUAUGGUGGUCUUCGUAUCAAACAUAUUGAUGGUGAUCAUAAAUUUAUUUAUUUUCGUGGUCAAAAAUCUUAUACGAAUGGUUGUCAUACAUUGCAAUUUAAAAUUGAACAUAGUACAGGUUCUUAUGAUACUUUUAUUGCCUGUCCAGCACAAAGCUCAUUAAUAACUUUUGAUGAUAUAAUAACUACAACGAGUAUAUCAGGAAUCCCAGUGCCAAGCGGCUAUAAUCGUUUAAAUUGGCAAAAUGUUCUGGUUGUGAAUGGUGUAAACUAUUUUACUCCUAAUACUGGCUAUACAACGGGUGUUGUUAGUUCUCCAUAUCUUGUCUUUAAUGGGUAUGGUAAUCCAAUGGCUAUCACAAAUAUGGCUACCAGUACAUUUACAAUAAAUUCGUUUUAUUCAUGCGCAGCUUGGCAUGAUAACACUGUAUUGACAAUGAUCGGUACAAGAUCAGGCACUGUUUUGUAUACGAAAAAAGUAGAACUAUUUACAGAAAAGAGAACCUUUGUUGAACUCAACUGGUCUGGCAUCGAUAGCAUAAAUUUCAACUCGAGUUGUGGUUCAUGUGAUGCGAGUCAUGUCACAAUGGAUAAUUUGUGUGUUACAUUCUAA